AUGUCGUUGAUCCCUUACCAGCCUCAGGAGGGCCGCGAGAUUGUGCUGUGCUUUGGUGUUGACCCCGAAUCCUACGUCGACCCGGGAUAUUUCCGCAUGCUUCGCGCUGGAAACGCUGACUCGACCGCAACCGACCAAGCGCCGUCGGGUCUCAUUCGCAGGCUGUUUCGACCUGCGCCCGGUGGCGAUAGUCAAGGCUCGCGGACUUCGCCUGCUGUAGACGAUGAUGCCGAGUUCAUAUCAAGCACCCCAGGCGUCCCGCAGCCCGAAGGAAGCAGAAUAAACAGGGAGGCCUUUAGCCCAAACUAUUUCAAGACCUUCUUUGUUGAAGAGAAGGUCUUGGGCAAGGGAGGCAAGGGAGUGGUGCUGCUGGUGCGGCAUGAGAUUGACGGCUGCCAGCUGGGCCACUUUGCUUGUAAGCGAGUGCCCGUGGGCGAUGACCAUGCUUGGCUUGAAAAGGUUUUGAUAGAGGUUGAGCUCCUCGCCAAGCUGUCUCAUGCCAACCUCGUUUCGUACCGACAUGUCUGGCUGGAGGAUGUCAGAUUGACCAUGUUUGGGCCCAGCGUCGCCUGCGCAUUCAUUCUCCAACAGUACUGCAACUCUGGCGACCUUCACCAGUACGUAAUUGGCAGUGUGCCCAGGGAGGUUACCAAGGAGGAGCUCAAGGAGCGCAUUCGCCGACGAUCGCGAGGUCAAAUUGAUGCAAACCGAGACAGCCUGCAUGAUAAACCCAGGCUGUCAGUGGAAGAGAUUUAUUCGCUGUUUAAAGACAUCACGUCUGGGGUUGCGUAUCUACACGGAGCAAAUUACAUCCAUCGGGAUCUGAAACCAAGCAACUGCCUCUUGCACCGAGAGGGCGGCAAGUUGCGGUGUCUCAUCAGCGACUUUGGUGAAGUCCAGCAAGAGAAUGUGGUGCGGAAAUCGACGGGCACAACGGGUACCAUUUCGUAUUGUGCGCCCGAGGUUCUCCGCAUGGAUGAAACUGGGAACUAUGGAAAUUUUACAACAAAAUCGGAUAUUUUCUCCCUCGGAAUGAUUCUCUACUUCAUGUGCUUCGGCAGACUUCCGUAUCAAUCUGCCAACGCCGUCCAAGAGGAAUUGGAAGACGUCGACCAGCUCAGAGCUGAGAUUACUGACUGGACGGGUUUCCAGGACGAGCGGCGCGAGAGGCCAGAUCUUCCCUCGAAGCUAUAUAUGCUGCUAAAGAAAUUGCUUGCUCUGGAUCCGGCUGAGAGACCCAGCGCCAAUGAAGUUUUGAAUGCCAUGAAAAGCGAAACCUACUUUGACGGAAUCACAAAAGACCGGGGCACGAGCCCUGCCGUCGGACUGCGAGGCAACAGAGUCCAAAGCCUGGAUUCUCCCGCCGCGCCCAGCACCCCAGAGCCAGCAGAUUUACGACGUGGCUAUCACUCUCGCAGUCUUAGCGUGCCUCAGAGUGAUGCCGCUUCAUGGCCAGCUACCGGCUCUCACGAUGAGGACAUCAUGCAGGACGGCUCGGUCUUUGACCAAGCCGACCCGGAACCUUCCAAUGCCAUCGUCAAAAGCCGUAGCCAGAAUGGGCAUCACGACCAUGGCCAACAUACUCUUCAAACAGCUGGUCAAAUAAACCUUCCCAUACAGACAAACGGCCAUGCUCGCCUGGAUGGACCCCUUCUCCUGACACCUCCUCCGCAAGAAGCUUCCUCCAUGCCGCGCGGAGCAGGGCUUCUUCUGCUGCGCUUCUGCGCUGCAAUAGGCGUCACUCCUGAUACUGUAAGAUACUUUGGUCGCCUCGCCUUGUUCCUCAUAAAACUCUCCACCUUGGUUCGGCCGUGCUGGCCCUACAUGGCUAGUCUCGAGGUCGGUGUCCCCCUCGUGCUGCUGGCUGUGUUGGACUUGGGUCUCCCAACCAGCACCAGCGCUGCUCCUGCUCGACGUCUUAGUCACGGUGAACUCGUAACAAGCCUGUUUCGCCAGACGGGGCUGGGAACAAGACUUUUAUUUCUUGUGUUGCAUUUGGCUGUAGUCUGGCUGGCUGGCCGCUGGGAGGCUCUUUGCGUUGCUGUUCCUCGUGAUGAGUGGGAUGGCUGGUAG
Trichoderma virens Gv29-8 is the source of this 2073-nucleotide messenger RNA. Its product is annotated as putative serine/threonine protein kinase. The record is from RefSeq and is a predicted model, not a curated record. The transcript has 3 exons. The coding region runs from base 1 to 2073 and encodes 690 amino acids. Gene Ontology annotation, biological process: protein phosphorylation. Gene Ontology annotation, molecular function: protein kinase activity; ATP binding. NCBI's taxonomy places the organism in Eukaryota, Fungi, Ascomycota, Sordariomycetes, Hypocreales, Hypocreaceae.